Molecule: messenger RNA, 1376 nt
Organism: Mucor mucedo
Lineage: Eukaryota; Fungi; Mucoromycota; Mucoromycetes; Mucorales; Mucoraceae
Product: 26S protease regulatory subunit 6B
Exons: 3
Coding region: 58-1293 (411 amino acids)
Biological process (GO): proteasome-mediated ubiquitin-dependent protein catabolic process
Cellular component (GO): proteasome regulatory particle, base subcomplex
Molecular function (GO): proteasome-activating activity; ATP binding; ATP hydrolysis activity
Source: RefSeq, a predicted model, not a curated record
GGAUUUUCUUCUUUUCCUCAAAAACUACAGUUUAAUAUAAAAGACAUUUAAUAUAAUAUGGAAGAGAUUGGGAUCCACUCUAAACCAGAGGUUAAAGAUUCCACUGCUAUUCUUUCCAAAGUCGGUCAACUUGAAGAUUUAUCGGAAGGAGAUUUGUAUGUUAAAUUGAAGAAACUUCAACGAGAUUUAGAAUUCAUUGAACUCCAAGAGGAAUAUAUUAAAGAUGAGCAAAAGAAUUUAAAGAGAGAGCUUGUAAGAGCACAAGAGGAAGUUAAACGUAUCAAGUCUGUACCUUUGGUUCUUGGACAAUUUCUUGAACCUAUUGAUCAACACACUGGUAUCGUAGGCUCUACCACUGGCUCAAAUUACGUCGUCCGUAUUCUUAGUACAAUCGACCGUGAAUUAUUGAAGCCUAGUUCUUCCGUUGCUUUACAUCGUCACUCCAACGCUCUUGUUGAUGUUUUACCCCCAGAGGCUGAUAGCAGUAUCUCUCUCUUGGGUUCUGAUGAAAGACCUGAUGUUGCAUACGCUGAUGUUGGUGGUUUGGAUAUUCAGAAACAAGAAAUUCGCGAAGCUGUAGAAUUACCCCUUACUCAUUUCGAUCUUUAUCGUCAAAUCGGUAUUGAUCCUCCCAGAGGUGUUCUUUUAUAUGGUCCACCAGGUACGGGUAAGACUAUGCUUGUUAAAGCUGUUGCACAUCAUACAACUGCUAGUUUUAUUCGUGUGGUUGGCUCAGAAUUCGUACAAAAAUACCUUGGUGAAGGUCCUCGUAUGGUGCGUGAUGUGUUUAGAUUAGCUCGUGAAAACUCUCCAUCGAUUGUCUUUAUUGAUGAAAUUGAUGCUAUUGCCACAAAACGUUUUGAUGCCCAAACUGGUGCUGAUAGAGAAGUGCAACGUAUUUUACUUGAAUUGCUCAAUCAAAUGGAUGGUUUCGAUCAAUCUUCGAACGUAAAGGUCAUUAUGGCUACAAAUCGUGCUGAUACCUUAGAUCCUGCCUUGUUACGUCCUGGACGUCUUGAUAGAAAGAUCGAAUUCCCUACACCUGAUCGUCGUCAAAAGCGUCUAAUUUUCCAAACAAUUACAUCAAAGAUGAAUUUAUCUGAAGAAGUCGAUUUAGAAGAUUUUGUUUCACGACCUGACAAGUUGUCUGGUGCUGAAAUCGCCGCGAUCUGUCAAGAAGCUGGUAUGCAUGCCGUUAGAAAGAACCGUUACGUCAUUUUGAGUAAAGAUUUGGAGAAGGGUUACAAGGCUAAUGUCAAGAAAGAAGACUCCAACUUCGAAUUCUACAAGUAAAAGGGAAAAAAAGCGAAUGAAAAUUAAGACAAUAAAAAAAUUAAAUAAAAAAAUUAAAAAAAUACCAUUGACUUGUACAAAAA